Hordeum vulgare subsp. vulgare (domesticated barley) is the source of this 3083-nucleotide messenger RNA. Its product is annotated as phosphatidylinositol 4-phosphate 5-kinase 1-like. Gene Ontology annotation, molecular function: 1-phosphatidylinositol-4-phosphate 5-kinase activity; ATP binding. Gene Ontology annotation, biological process: phosphatidylinositol metabolic process. NCBI's taxonomy places the organism in Eukaryota, Viridiplantae, Streptophyta, Magnoliopsida, Poales, Poaceae. The record is from RefSeq and is a predicted model, not a curated record. The transcript has 8 exons. The coding region runs from base 242 to 2419 and encodes 725 amino acids.
GCACAGUACUACUACCACCACCACCACCACCACUAGGCCAGUGCCACCACCACCACCACCGCCUUCGCUAGCCCAAAUCAAACGCCCGAGGAGCUCGCCAGCGACAGCGCCCAGAAAAAAACCAGACGCGAAAAGGCAAGGGAGAGAGGGAGGGGGCUUUAGGGAGGCGGAGGCGGACGAGGCCCCGAAUCGCAAACCCUAGCCUUCCCGAUCUGCAAUGCCGGCGGCGUGAGCGGGGCAGAUGAGGCGGGUGGCGCCGGCGAUGAUCCUCGCCUCCGCGGGUGGCGGGGGCGAGGGGGAUGGGGGUGAAUCAUUCGUGGAGAAGGCGCUGCCGAAUGGGGACGUGUACAGCGGCGGGUUCGCGGGCGGCGCGCCGCACGGCAAGGGCAAGUACGUGUGGGCGGACGGGUGCAUGUACGAGGGGGAGUGGCGCCGCGGCAAGGCGUCCGGGAAGGGCCGCUUCUCCUGGCCCUCGGGCGCCACCUUCGAGGGCGAGUUCCGCGGGGGCCGGAUCGAGGGGCAGGGCGUCUUCGUCGGGCCCGACGGCGCCACCUACCGCGGCGCCUGGGCGGCCGACAGGCGCCACGGCGCCGGCGCCAAGAGCUACGCCAACGGGGACUACUACGAGGGCCAGUGGCGCCGCAACAUGCAGGACGGCCACGGCCGCUACGUCUGGGCCGCCGGGAACCAGUACGUCGGGGAGUGGCGCGGCGGGGUCAUCUCCGGCCGCGGCGUGCUGAUCUGGGCCAACGGGAGCCGCUACGACGGCGUGUGGGAGAACGGCGUGCCCAGGGGCACGGGCGUCUUCACCUGGCCCGACGGGAGCCGCUACGUCGGCUCCUGGCCGCGGAGCUGUGUCGACCUGCCGGCCAUCAGCGGCACCUUCUUCCCGCCAGUUGGCGUAGGGGGUACGGCGCGGAAGAGGUCGUCCGUGGAGGGGAUUGGGGAGAAGGCGGCGGCCGUGCCGCGGAUCUGCAUCUGGGAAUCGGAGGGCGAGGCAGGGGACAUCACCUGCGACAUUGUGGAUGCGCUCGAGGCCUCCAUGCUCUACCGGGAGGCCGCGCCCGCUGGAGGUGGCCCAACAUACAUGCGGACGCAGCGCAGCACCCGGCGAGGGGCCAACGGAGGCCCGUGCUGGUCGUCUUCAGCCGCUACCACGCCUGAGGGGAAGCGACCUGGGCAGACCAUCUCUAAGGGGCAUAAGAACUACGAGCUCAUGCUGCAGCUGCAAUUGGGCAUCAGGCAUUCGGUGGGGAAAUCUGCGGCGGUGCCAGUGCGGGAGCUUGCCCUGGCAGAUUUUGAUCCUAGGGAGAAGUUCUGGACACGGUUCCCUCCUGAGGGGUCAAAAGUCACGCCACCACAUUCCUCUCCAGAUUUCCGGUGGAAGGACUACUGCCCCAUGGUGUUCAGACAUUUGAGGAAGUUGUUUGCUGUUGAUCCGGCGGAUUACAUGCUUGCUAUCUGCGGAAAUGAUGCCCUGAGGGAGCUGUCUUCGCCUGGGAAGAGCGGAAGUUUCUUUUACCUCACCCAAGACGACCGAUUCAUGAUUAAAACUGUGAGAAAAUCAGAAGUCAAGUUGCUUAUUCGGAUGUUGCCUAGCUAUUUCCAACAUGUUAGUCGAUAUGAUUACUCUCUAAUUACAAGGUUCUAUGGUGUCCACUGUGUAAAGCCUAUUAAUGGACCCAAGGUCCGUUUCAUUGUCAUGGGAAAUUUGUUUUGCUCGGACUAUCAGAUUCAUCGCCGUUUUGAUCUGAAAGGUUCAUCAUAUGGCCGAACGGCAGACAAAUUCGAAGAAGAGAUUGAUGAGACAACAACUCUUAAAGACUUGGACCUCAACUUUGUAUUUCGGUUGCGGCGAUCUUGGUACAGAGAUCUCCAUGAGCAACUCCAGAGAGAUUGUGAAUUUUUGGAGUCUGAAGGUAUCAUGGACUACAGCUUCUUGGUGGGAGUUCACUUUUGUGAUGAUGUCUCUGCCUCGAAGAUGGGAUUGUCUACUUUUACUGCUUCUCCAAAGCUAUCAAUGAAGUGUGAGACAUUUCAAGUUGGUGGUGGUGGCAUGCCAGAGCUGUGCUUCUCAGAUAACGAUUAUGAUAGGAUACCUGACUGCCGGAAGCCAUUGAUUAGGCUGGGUGCGCACAUGCCAGCCCGGGCAGAGCAAGCAUCCAGAAGAAGCGAGUUCGACCCGUUUCUCCUGAGUGGUGGGGGAUUCCUGGCCCCGAACCAGACCGGCGAAGUGCACGACGUGAUCCUCUAUUUUGGGAUAAUCGACAUUCUUCAAGACUACGACAUCACCAAAAGGCUAGAACAUGCUUACAAGUCGUUACAGACGGACCCCAAUUCAAUAUCUGCCGUGGACCCGAAGCUCUAUUCCAAGAGGUUUCAGGAUUUCAUCGGCAGAAUUUUUGUGGAAGAUGGCUAGAAUUGGGGGUCAAAAGAUGCAUUGAACAGGGAUUCCAUACGAAGUCCAGCCCAGAGGGAGCAGCUGCGAGGAUUGAUUGCAAGGUGGUUUUUGGUAUAUUUUCUUCAAGGUCAAAGGAACUCCUCUGUCUGUAGUUACCAACAAUCAUCAUCAGCCGUUGGAAACCGGUACGAGUUGCUCGUCGACUGGAUAAUCACCGUUGAACGAACCUCGACCAGCAGUGGAAGGUAGGCGAAGCUGCAAAAGCAAAUUUGCCGCAGACCAGAUUGUGGGCUGUGGCUGGAUUUUGGAACGCGGCCACGAGAUCGGAAGACUAGGCAUCUGUACAUUUUGUGAUUUGGUGGGUGGUGAGAGGUUGGUCCUUCCAGCUCAGCUGCUCCCUUGGGUAGCAUGGGCAGCCCUUUUUCUUUCUCUCUCUUCUUUUUUAGUUAGAGUUAGGAUUCAUUUCUUGGGUGUUUCAAUUUUUCCCCUUUUUAUAUAUCUGUCGGAUGUAAAGAAAUGGGGGGAUAGGGAAUUUUUGUUUCCAGAAAGAGGGGUAAUUUAAGGCUGCGGCAAGCAGUGGCUGAAUAAUGUGAGAGACCAUGUACAGAUACUACCACAUUUCCGAUCCAGAGAAUGGUUGUGGCGGCGGAUCAGAAUUGAAUUCGGCAUCUUCUUCCCUGCA